UGUGUUUGUGUUGGGGGUGGUGAUGUUCUGGGGCGCCGCGGCCAGAGCAAGCUGACCCCUCAGUGAGAUCUGGGGCAGCUCCCAGCAGGCUCCUUCCCGCACUGAGCAUGGAGGCCGGUGAUGGGGAGGACACGGAGAAGCCGGGGACAGCCUCUGCGGCAGCGGCUAGGCCCCAGCUCUGCGGUGCAGGCACGCAGGGAGCUGCACGGGGUCCCAGGCCCGGCCGUGGGGCUGGCAGGGCUGGGCACGGGCCGGAGCGCCCAUCGGAGCCUGCAGAGAACCCCGGCGCGGCCUGGCAAGGUCGAGAGCUCAAUGUCCAGAGACCUCGGCCCAAGAGGGGCGAGGCUGGGUGGCCACGGAAUGAUGCGACGCCCGGGAAGGACCGAGAGCUGGGCCCCCAGGAGCUGGCCGAGUUGCAGGCGGCCUUCGAGGAGUUUGACACUGACCGGGACGGCUACAUCGGCUACCGGGAGCUGGGCGCCUGCAUGCGGACGCUGGGCUACAUGCCCACCGAGAUGGAGCUGCUGGAGGUCUCCCAGCACGUCAAGAUGCGCAUGGGGGGCCGUGUGGACCUGGAGGAGUUCGUGGAGCUGAUGAGCCCGAAGCUGAGGGAGGAGACAGCACAUAUGUUGGGGGUGCGGGAGCUGCGGAGCGCCUUCCGAGAGUUUGACAGGGACAGAGAUGGACUCAUCACCGUGGCUGAGCUGCGGCAAGCUGUGCCCGCUCUGCUGGGAGAGCCAUUGGCAGGCCCUGAGCUGGAUGAGAUGCUGCAGGAGGUGGACCUCAACGGGGAUGGCACGGUGGACUUCGACGAGUUUGUGAUGAUGCUUUUCAGCCCCUGAGUCCCCAACACUUCUGGCGGGGACCCUGUUUCUGACCUGGGAGCCCGAACUUCUCCAGCGGGGGUUCCGGCUGAGCCUCCUCUCCAGGAGGACCCGAGGGGAAGCACCGGCGCUCUCUGCGGGUCAUAGUCUGCCCUGGUCCAGCCUCAGCGCCCCGCCCCCCCCAGAGAAUAGCAGGGG
Molecule: messenger RNA, 1022 nt
Organism: Sorex araneus (European shrew)
Lineage: Eukaryota; Metazoa; Chordata; Mammalia; Eulipotyphla; Soricidae
Gene: CABP4
Product: calcium binding protein 4
Exons: 6
Coding region: 108-842 (244 amino acids)
Molecular function (GO): calcium ion binding
Source: RefSeq, a predicted model, not a curated record